AAGCAAAAAUCACAUCAAAUUAGCCGUUCGAUGGAAGCGCUCCAUUGGGCACUACACCUAACAUAGAUGGCAUUUUCCCGGAAGACACCAGCCAGCAUGGACACCUACAGAUUCGGAACGGUUGACUACACGGUCUUCCUGGGCGUGACCAUACUAUCCAUCGCCAUAGGACUGUACUUCGGCUGGAUAAAGAAGACCAAGAAGACGGUGGAACCCGACACGUCGUCUUCGGAUUCCCCGGUAACAACCAUGCCGAAUUUCGGAUCGAAGAAGUUGAACGAGUAUCUGAUGGGUUCGGGCAAUCUGAAGGUUUUCCCAGUCGCAAUGAGCCUGAUAGCCAGUUUCAUUUCGGGCGUUGCUAUACUGGGAACUCCUUCCGAGAUCUACAACUAUGGCACGCAAUAUUCACUGGUUUUCGUAGCCAUUGCCAUCCAAGGACUAGUUGUAUCCUACAUCUACUUGCCCGUGUUUACGACUCUUCAAGUGCGUUCAUCUUAUGAGUACUUGGGAAUGCGCUUUCACCCGGUCAUACGAAACAUAGUAUCCAUACUCUUUGUCGUCGAAAUGCUACUUUAUACGCCUUUUGUGGUCUAUGUGCCGGCCCUCGCCUUAAACCAGGCUUCCGGCCUAAAUAUUCACAUAAUUGAGCUGGUGACCAUUGUGGUGUGCGUUAUAUACACCCUAUUGGGCGGCCUCAAGGCGGUGGUGCACACGGACAUCUGGCAGGUGGCAAUCAUGUUUGUGUCCGUAAUGGUUGUGGCCAUUCUUGCCACCUGCUACAUCACCGACCUGGAUGCCUUCUACGAAAGUCUGGAGGUCGGGGGACGAAUCAUAUUUGGCAACAUCAAUCCCUCACCAUUUGUGCGUAAUACGGUGUGGAGCGUGGUGAUCGGUGGCAUGUUCUACUGGACCUCAUUUACGGCGGUCAAUCAGACCAUGGUACAUCGGUAUAUGUCCUUGCCCAGCCUGCGGAUGGCCAGGACCUCCAUCGCCUACUUUGUCAUUGGAGCGAGCAUCUUUUACUGUGUUCUCAGCUUUUUGGGACUGCUCAUCUAUCACAUGUACAAGGACUGCGAUCCACUGACCGCCGGACAUAUCAUGAAUAACGAUCAGCUGGUGCCCCUGUUUGUGGUGCAGAGUGUCGGUCACAUCUAUGGAAUGCCCGGGCUUUUCAUAGCCGGUAUUUUUGGAGCUGGCCUGAGUUCGCUUUCCGUGGGGUUCAACUCCAUGUCCUUGGUCAUCCUACAGGACAUAGUUCGAGGUUGUUUCAAGAGGCAGCCGAGCGAAAAGACAUCCGCGAUUAUCGUUAAGUCCAGCAUCGUAAUCAUAGCCGUUUUGAUAUUUGGUUCGGUCAUUCUGCUGGAGAAGGUGAAUGGCAUCCUGAGCAUCUGCAUGUCCCUGGUGUCCAUCGCAACUAGUUCCACUUUCGGAAUAUUUACCCUGGGAAUGCUGGUUCCCUGGGCAAAUACAGUGGGCACCUUUGUGGGCGGAAUCGCGGGCUUUGUCUUGACCGGCUGGAUAAGUUUCGGGUCACAGAUUGCGGCUGCAUCCGGACAACUGCAUCCCAAAAGACUUCAUAUGUCCGUCGAAAGUUGCCUUGGCAAUGUGACUGCUCCCGAAAAUGUUGGACUGGACGAGGAUGAGGUGUUCCCACUCUACCGACUUUCCUACCACUGGAUAAACCCCAUCGGAGUGCUUACAGUCGUCAUUGUGGGCUCCCUGGUAUCUCUGGUGACCAAACCCACGGAUAUCAAGAGUCUCCAUUCGGAUUUGAUAUCUCCAGUGAUCCACAGGUAA
Messenger RNA from Drosophila erecta, 1797 nucleotides. RefSeq names its product sodium-coupled monocarboxylate transporter 1. NCBI's taxonomy places the organism in Eukaryota, Metazoa, Arthropoda, Insecta, Diptera, Drosophilidae. The transcript is spliced from 9 exons. Gene Ontology annotation, biological process: sodium ion transport; transmembrane transport. Gene Ontology annotation, cellular component: membrane. The coding region runs from base 67 to 1797 and encodes 576 amino acids. The record is from RefSeq and is a predicted model, not a curated record. Gene Ontology annotation, molecular function: symporter activity.